AGAUGAUGAGGGUGAGAGAGUAAAAAUGUCAUUUUCGAAAGAAAAAAAAAAAUUGAUGGCAUUUUCGUAAAUUAUAUGAACUUGUGGGGUGAAUAGGGCAAAACCAAUUUUCAAAAAAAUGGAGGUUAGUUUUGUGUUUGACUUUAAGUUGUAGGUCAAUUUUGCAAAAACCCCUAUUAUUUAGUUGUAAGGUACAUCAAUACUAUUAAAAGGGAAGGAUUUUGAAAAAAUCUAUUUAUGAAAGUUGUUUGGACCUAUUACUUUUAAAUUUUUUUGGACUUACCCUGUAUAUUAUAACAAUAAUUGACAAACUUUUUAACCCUAUAGACCCCUGAUUUUUAAUCUAACCAUGCAAACUGUAUAUAUUAUUAUUUAUACAUAACCACUAAAACAGAUUGCUAAACCACCCUACCCAAACAAAAUACAUUACAUGAACCAAAACCAAAACACAACCAGGUUAGCGAAAUAUUAAGGCCAUGAAUGUUAGAUACUUAAGAACAUAACUUAAAAGCGUAAAUACUUAAGAACAUAACUUACAAAAAUAUAUGUGAAUAAAACAUUCUUUUUAAAAUCUAACUUUUAAUAAUGGAACAUAUGUCUCUGAUACUUUUAUUAAAUAGGAAAUUGUAGUUUAUAUUUAUAUUAUAGGUACUUUUAUAAAAAAAAUUUUAAAAAUAUUCUAUUAAUACUUGGUUUAAUAAUUGGUAGUUUGAUUGGUUAAUAUACAUACGAUUAAAUGUUACAUAAAUCGUUACUAAUAACACUAUAUUUAUUCCAGUUUCAAUUUUCUAUACUAUUUUUACACACAAAUGAAUCUUCAAACACAUUUCGAACAAACUUCAAAAACGGAAACGCGUGAUCAAAUUUCUUACAAAUUAAUUGUGCUUAUGCAAAUGACCUAUAUAUUAGUGAAAUAAUCUUCAAGAUUAUAUGAUUCAAACACUAAAUUUUAUAAUUAUGAAAAGCAAAACAAAACCAAACCCGCGCUUUCAAGCGCGGGUCAAAAUCUAGUCAAUACUAUUAAAACAGAAGGUCUUUUUUUUAGGUAUCCUUCAGUUUCAACAAUAUUUACAGAUCUUUGCCACUGAAAUAUUUAAAACCUAUGAUUUAAAUUAAAUUCUAAAUUUUCUUUUAUUUAUACAACAGAAAAUCUUAAAAUGAAUCAACACGUUAUUAAAGUAAACCGACUUACCCAACGAACGUAAACCAACCAACAUACUUAACAAUAAAAUAAAGUGUUGUGCUGGUUCAAUCCAUCGAAGUAUACAUGAUUCUAUAUACUUAACACGUCUUUAACUUGAUAUCAAGUAUAUAAACAAACAAUUUACUUUUUGGAAAAAGGAUACAAACAAUUUACAGCUUUCAAUUCCUAUAGGAUACCAAUUCAAAUGUUCUAUAGAAAACUAAACCGAUGUUGGUAUGAAUAAAAUCAUCCAUAUAUCACACUUAAAGAAACCAAUAUAAACAAUAAAUAUUAAAUAUAUGAACGAAAUAGGUGCGGGAAUAUUCAUUAAGAACAGUUAAUAUUUUCCUAAUUAAAUGGUCGAUAAGAUAUUUAUAAUAAUCAUAUUUUUCAUAGCAAUCAAUUAAAUGCAUCAGUUUCGGAAUGCUAACUAACAAUACCUUUAAUUUUUUAAAUAAAAUUAGAAAGAUCUUCAUAACUAAAUAAUUAAGUCGACAGCAAGAAACAAUUAUACAUGAACAAAAUGACUAAUCCUAUUAGAAAAAUAAAUGAAUUUAUAAGGGUUUGAGAUUUAAAAAAGGUCGGUUAAAAAAGAGACGGAUUCAAAUACAUGACAGAUUUAUUUAUUUUAAAAUAUUAUUUUUAAAAACAAUUAAUUAUAAACUUUCUGUAUUUUUUUUUUAAUUCACCUUUCGUAUUGAAACAUAAAUAUUCUAAAAAAUUUGUUUUAUCAUGUAAUCUAAGAAAUAUGUCAUUGCAAAUAUUUUUCUUUACAAUUUCAUUUAUGAUAAUAAUGUGAAAGCUAUUUUUCAAUAAUGUAUUUUUUCCUAUUAUAAAAAAUAUUAAUAAAAUCUUUAAAUAUUUUUAAUAAUAUAGUUAUUUGAAUUCGGAAUUAUUAUUAACAAUAUUAAAAUUAUUAUGAUCUAUAUACAUAUUUUUAUUUUAUAAUAUUAUGUCUGGAAAAUAAGCAAAAAAUAAUUAAUCCUUGCAGACUAACAUUUUUAGGUGUAAGCAUUCAGUAAAAAGUUAUUAUAUAGAACUAAAUGAUAAUCAAAUUAGAAACAAAUGAUCUAAACGGGUUUGAAAUUUAAAAGGUCAAAAAGACGGGUUUAAACAUGAUAGAUUUAUCUAUUUUAAAAUUUGUGACAAAGUGAUAUAGACAUUUUUAGAGGUGGGCGUUCGGACUACCAUUCGGGUUUGGAUCGGGUCUAUUCGGAUUUUAGAUUUUAAGGGUAAGAUAUUUUAGCCCCAUUUGGAUUUUUAUAAAUUUUGGUUCGGGUUUGGUUCAGAUCUUUGCGGGUUCGGAUAACCCGUUUAAAUUAUUUUAAAUUUUUUAAAAUUUUAUAUACUUUAAAUUUCUUAAAAUCUAAAAAAUAAAAUAAUAUAUAACAUAAAAUUUUGAGUAAUGUAUGCCAAGAUACCUAAACCUAACAUAAAAAUUGGUCUGCAUUGCUUAUUUGGUUAGAUAAUCAAUAUAUAUAUUGAGUAAUUGGUUUUUUAAGUAUAGUUUAGCUACAUUAGAUAUUUACAGACUAUUUCUAUAAAUUUUCAAACAUUUUGGACAACUUCAAAAUAUUCUAUACAUUUUGGAUAUUAAAUAUAAAAUAGCUAAUAUAUUCAAGUAUAUAAAUCUAAUUCGGAUACUCGAAAUAUUUUUGUUCAAAUUGGAUUUGGUUCCGGAUCUCUAGAUACCAAAAUUUUAAAUAUUUUUGCAUAUCUAACAAAUUUCGGCUAAGGUUCAAUACUACUUUCUCGGAUCGGAUUCAUUUCGGUUCUUCGGAUUCGGAUUUUUUGCGCAACCCUAAAAUUUUUAAGAAUUUUGACAACAUAAAAUAUUCCGCGCUUCAAAAGGUGUCGGUAAAAAAGGAGACGGUUUUAAACAUGACAGAUUUAUCUAUAUUAAAUAAUAGUUAUUAAAAUUUUAAUUAUAAAAUUUCUGUAUUUUUUUAAUUAAAAUCCAUCUUUCUUUUUGAAACAUAAAUAUUCUAUUAAACUUUUUUAUCAUGUAAUAUAUGUCAUUUCAAAUAUUUCUCUUUAGAAUUUCAUUUAUGAUAAUAAUGUGAAAUAUAUUUUUAACCAAUUUAGUUAUACCAAUUUUUAUAUUUUUCAAUAAUAUAUUUUUUUCCUAUUAUAAAAUUGAAUCUUAAUAUUUUUAAUAAUAUAUUUAUUUGCAUUCAAAAUUAUUAUUAAUAAUAUUUCAAUUAUUAUAAUCUAUAUGCAUAUUUUAUUUUAUAAUAUUAUGUUUGAUAAAUAAAUAAAAAAUCAAUCUUUGUGUACUAACAUUUUUAUUAGUAUUUUUUCAGUAAAACAUAUUUUUAUACAAAACUAAAUAGUUAAUUCUAUUAAAAAAGGAUCAAAACGGGUCUGAAAUUUAAAACGAAUCUGUCAAAAAUGAGACGAAUCUAAAUAUGAGAAAUUAACCUAUUUUAACUCACGAUAAAAAAAGAUUUAUCUAUUUUAAUAUUUGUGACUGAAGUGACAUAGAUAUUUUUUUUGGUUUUUCACAACGUAAAAAUCCCGCCCUUUAAAAGCGCGGGUCAAAAUCUAGUUGUAUUUUACAGUUAGAGUUUUUUCUGACUAUUUCAUUAAUAUGUAAAUAUUUAUCAAGUAUGAGAUGCUUUAAAUAACAUAUAUUUAAUUUUUAUUAUAGUCAAAUAUAUUUUCCCCAAUAUACUAAAUUUAAAAAGUAAAUUCAUAUUACAAUUUUAAGGCUUUCAAAUACAAGUAAAUUUGUUACGAGAUAGAUUAUAUAAAUAAAUUAUUUAUUUUUCUAAAAUUAUAUAAGUUUUUUUAAUUAUUUAUACUUUAAAAAUCUUCUAUAAAAAAUACAUUGGUAUAAAUUUUUAAUUUUCAGUAAAUAUUUUUUUAAUAAAAAUUAAUUUUGCGCUUAGAAGGUGCGGAUUAAAAUCUUAUAUAUAUUUAGUUGUUACAUUAAUCACCUAAGCUUAAAUAUUUGUUUGAAAAUGGUUUAUUUUGGUUUAAUAUUAAAAACAAAUGGUACACCAUUCCGCGAAGAGAGAAUGUGAAAAGCCUCUGUGGCCACACGUGUGGAAAUCUGGUGUGGUGUGGAUUCGAAUUCGGGUCCUUUGGAGAUCCACAUAACGCGUUGACCACUCGAUCACGGACGCGUGGCUUUCGUUUAAUACUAUGCAUAUCGUAAAGGCUUUCGUGAACUUGUUUUUGUCAACCUAUAUAAAAUGAUAAUUAUAAAAUGAUAAAUAUAGGGUUUUUUAAAAUAGGGUUUUUUUAAAUAGGGUUUAGUUAUAGGCUAACACUAAAUUUGUUGUUUUGUUAUUCUUUAGUUUGUUACGUUAAUCCACUUUUUGGAAAAGAAGUUAGUAACGUAUAGAAAAAACUAAAUAAUAACACACAACAAAAACUUACCUUGAAAGUUCGUUUCAAAAUUGUUUAUUUCAGUUUAGUACUAGCAUAUCGUAAAGGCAUUCAUGGACUUGUUUUUGUGAACUUAAAUAAAAUGUUAAAUAAUUUUUUCACUUUAUCAAAAUUUCUGUUAAGUUGUGAUGGUCAUCAAACCUUAUCGUAAUAUAGUUUAACCAUUAAAAGAGGGUUUAGAGUUUGUGUUUUGGGUUUAGAUUCAUCCUUUAGGGAAUAGAAGAACAUUUCGUGUGAGUCGAAUGUAAUGUCAUUUCUGAUUUAAGCUUAGCAACGUUUGAAAACUAAAAGCUUUAGUUCAUAUCGUGCUUUGCUUAGAACAAUGCAGCAACUGUAUAUAAAAAAGAGAGAAUAAAGGGAUAUCAGCGUGAGAUAACAAAAGAUUUCAUAGAUAGGAUCAUGCUUUAACAGAAUAGAUACAUCUAACCUAAAAAUAUUUCAAUAAUAUCUUAAAAUCCUUUUCUCUAUAUAAGCCAUAUAGUCGGGCAUCCAUUUCUCACAAAUUAUUCCCCACAAAAUAAAAACCAUGAAAAGCUCCAUCGUCCUAGUGGCAGCAGCUAUCCUCUGCAUCGUCGCUUUUCCUACCGCAACCGUCGGCAAGAACCUGAGAUUCGGGCUAAAACCUACCCAAGGAUGGCCACAUCCGUCGGAAGCCUCAACAAACCAGAUGUUUAUGAGCACUUCCCAAAAGUUUAACUAUGGGGACUCUAAAGUUUGGAGAUGUACUUAUAGCAACGGGUCUGCUCCUGCCAUUUCCAUUUCCAUUUCUCCGCCAACUCCAACAAUGCCGUCACCGUCAACACCAACUACUCCGUCUCCUUCGCCACCCACUCCCAAAACGUCUCCGCCGCCACCUACACCAUCUCCUCCACCUCCAACAUCCAAGAAAGCUCCAUCCCCAUCCCCACCGCCACCGCCACCUACACCAUCUCUUCCUCCUCCGACUCCAACCAAAGUUCCAUCUCCGCCGCCACCUACACUAUCUCCUCCUCCUCCGACUCCAACGAAAGCUUCAUCUCCACCACUGCCAAAACCAUCUCUUCCUCCUCCAACUCCUAAGAAAACUCCAUCUCCACCGCCGCCAACACCAUCUCUUCCACCUCCAACUCCCAAGAAGUCUCCGUCUCCUUCGCCGCCAAGUGAUGAUGAGUCAUCAUCUCCUAGCCAGCCAUCAAACCCCCCUCAGGAGCAUCAUCAUCAUCAUGAGUUUCCAUUGGAACACAUUGGAAGAUGUUAUAGAAACAUGGGGCAAGUUGGGUUUUGUCGGGGGCAGAUGGCGAUCAGUUUCUACACGAGGUUGUUUAAAGUCAGUAAGUAUUGUUGCAACCUUAUCGUCAACAUGAAAAAUGAAUGCGACGACGUCAUUUGGGGAUACUUCUACGAUCCUCACUUUGUUCCUCUUGUUCGUUGCACUUGCCACGUCUCCUUCUAGCUAGUUCUUCGCUUCUUUUCUUAGUUAGGGAUUUUUAUUUAAUGGUUUUUUUACUUCUUUGAUUCCGUUUAGUCAUUCAAUAUUGUUGUCGUCUAUAUCUUAUGGACGCCUCUUUUAGUACAACGUUUUAAUUAAUGAAUAACAUGGCUUUCUUUUAUUGUCUUCCUAGCCUGUUUUUUUGUUUACAACGAGAGAUAAAAGUAGAUACCAAAUUUUCCCUAUAUUCAAUCGCAGUGAGAAGAAAUAUUUUUUUGGACUUAAUUAAAAAGGAUUUUUAGGAAACAAAACUGUUGUAUCAUAUCUAUUCCGAUUCAACGAUAAAUAAUAUUUUAUUCUUGGGUUUAUCAUCUAGGAUGAACCUAGAAAAUAAAACAAAGUAUUGUCAAAUAAUAUUAUGUCUUUAAAAUAAAAAGAUAAAAAUAAAUAAAAAUAAUAAUAGUUACAAAAAAAAAAUUUAAGAUGUAUCUUUUUACAAAAAUCUUUUUUUUAACUACUACUAUUUUUAUUUAUUUUUUAUUUUUUUAUUUUAAAAACAUAAUAUAACUUGACAAUAUUUUAUUUCCUUUUUCAAAAGAUAUCGAAUAUAAAAUAAUAAAAUCCUAUUGGUUAGUGAACUUAAACAAUAAAUCAUAAUAUUAGUCUUUCAUUCCAAUAUUCGGGGAAAGAUUAAUUAAGAACACAAAAUGUACCACGAAUAUGUUUCUUUUCAUUUAUAUAUAUAUAUAUAUAUAUAUAUAUAUAUAUAUAUAUAUUAUUCAAUUUUUUUUUUACCUUUUUUCUUGAAAGUCUUAUAAUCUGCUAAAUAUAAGUGGAUAUAGUUUUCUUUUCGUGAUUUUCAUUCCAAGUCUUUAAUUUAGUUAGAUUGUGCUAAUGUACAACUUAACUUAAAAAAAACAUAAAAUAUUGUAUUAUAUUACAUGUAUAACAAUAUGCUUUUGGUAUGGAUAUUCAUUUACUGAAGAAAUAAAUAUUUAUCUAAAAAGAUGGUAGUGCAACGUAACAAUAGGAUCAACACAUUGGUUAGCUCAACUGCUAAAAUUUUAAUUUGUUGACACUCUUAGUUUAAAAUAUCCUUUAGUAUAUUCUUAAAAGUAUCCUUCAGUCAAAUGCUUAAAGAUAUUUACUAUAUAUAUAGUAUUCAGCAACUUUUAACCUGACGAUCUUUUAGUUGUCAAAAAGAAAAAAAUCAAAAAUCUUUGUUGUAUAACAAACUCAUUUUAGCAAAAAAAAAAACAAAAAAAAACAAAAACAAACAAACUCAUUAUAUACUCGAGGUUCUGUUGAUGAUUAUUUCUGACGUCUUCGUCAAUUGACUCAAUAUCUCAACAUAUCAAAUAAUCAAAUGAUUCAGAAAGGAUAUUCGAUAUAUAUUUUCAUCCUUUUCAAAAACCGUUCAAAUUUUUAUUCUAUUCAGCUGUAGUAACGACAUUGUGAGAUAUAUACUACGUGAUUUUAAUAUAUGUGAAUAAUCAGAUAUCUAUAUAAUCGGAUCCAUCCUCGCUCAUUUUUCUUUUAUUCACUCUGAUAUAUUUACUUCGUUUACAUCGCCUUACACCAUGAUGAAGAGCCUCAUUGUUAUCGUAGCUCUCCUAUGCCUCGUCACGCUCCCAAAACCAACCGUCUGUUCACAAAAGAAACUUCACCCCUGGCUCGUUCCCUAAUAUUCCCAACAUCCACAGGUUUCCAAAAAUCCCCGGUAUACAAAACAUCCCUCAAAUCUCAAUACCAAACAUUCCUAUCCCUCAAAUUCCGGUGAUUCCUGGACUUCCUAACAUUCCAGGUCUUCCGAGAGGAUCAUUUGGCCUGUUUCAGUCAGUUCUCGUGUCACAGUCCGCUGAGCCAGAGAACUGUUUGACAGGUGAUAAGUCUAAAGUGGGAGAGAAAUGUUUGUCGCAGAUUUUUUCGAGUUGGGCAGGGAACAAUUUCUCUUUGGACAAAGAGUGUUGUGAGCUCGUUCUGAAUAUGGACAAAAAGUUUAGGAGCUCUCUGUUUCUCGCUUCCGGUGGUGGUUUGAACCUCGAGCUUUCCUGCGGCUGAGGACUUCAAAGCUGUUUGGGGAUGUUUCCAAUCAUUUGGAGCAGCUUUACGGGCAAGCCAAUUUCUAACAAGACUUGGUCUCAUGUAUCAUCAAAGGUUUCCUCCCCAUUUGGCAAUGUGCUUCUUUGGUCGAGCUCUGGUCUCUGCUCGUCUAUUUUGCUCUGUUUCAAGAUCUCUAGUAGCUGUAUCUUCUUUUAUUCUCUUUUAAUUUUUAGUUUAAUUUCUUUUCUGCUACUAACUUCUGUAUAAUUUCUGUCUAAAACUGAAAAUUGUGUAAAAUUUUAACAUUUUUACCAAAAAGAAAAAAAGUGUAACGACCAUCUUCACAUAAUUUUUAAUUUUUGGGUUUAGGAUUUAGGGUUUAGGGUUUAGUAUUUUAGUGUUUAGUGUCUUUGAUUUAGAGUUUAGAAUUUAUCCAAUGGUUUAGGAUUUACCAAAGGUUUAGGGUUUAGAAUUUAGUGUUUUGCUACCGACUUAAAAAAAAUUUUAAAUAUUUUUUUUAGCUACUAUUAUUUUUUUAUUUUUUAUCUUUUUAUUUUAAAAGUAUACUAUAACUUGACAAUAUUUUUUUUCUUUUUUUAAAAGAUAUCGAAUAUGAAAUGAUGAAAUCAUAUUAGUUGGUGAACCCUCGUAAGAAAAUAAACUUGGACGGUUAGAAAGCUACUAAGUUUUAUAAUAGGCCCUUGUGGGCUUUGCCGGAGUCACCACUCACCGGUGGAGCCGACAAACAUGCACCUUUCUGUAUUUUAUGGUUUUUUCUUCAACAUCUAUUGGAUUUUUUCAAGCAAUAUGAUAAAAAGACUAUAAAUGAAAUUCUCAAAAUUUAAAAUGUUAUUUGCGUCUAUAUAAGUAAAAAAUCGUUGUGAGUAGGGAUAUCUUUUUUAAAAGAUGUCGAAUAUGAAAUGACGAAAUCAUAUUAGUUGGUAAACUUUCAUGAGAAAAUAAACUAUGGGCGGUUAGAAGGCUACUAAGUUUUAUAAUAGGACCUUGUGGGCUUUGUCGGAGUCACCAUUCACCGGUGGAGCAGACAAACCUGCAACUUUCUGUAUUUAUGGUUUUUUCUUCAACAUCUAUUCACUACAAGAAAACACAAUUAUAACGACGACGGUUUUCGUAGUUAUUUUGUCGUAAAAUAGGGUUUACCACGAAUUAACUACAGAACGAAAGCCAUUUCAUUUUUAAACGUUUGUCAUAACGUAUAUUUCCUCGCUAAUUCGUCGUAAAGUAGAGUCAACAAUUUUCUCGUAAAAACCACGUAAACUAUUUUCUCGUAAAAGACACGUAAACGGUUUCCUCGUGAAAGCCACAUAAACUGUUUUGUCGUAAAGAACAUAUAAAUUAAUUCCUCGUAAAGUACACGUAAAUCAUUUCUUCGUAAAGUACACAUAAAGGUUUUCCUCGUAAAGUACACGUAAUUUGUUUCCUCGUAAAGCAGACGCUCAAUUUCGUCGUUAUUUACACGUACAUUUACGACGAAUCUGAGUGUCUUUCAUGGUAAAUUCCUCGGUAACAAUUUUCAGUUUCCUCGUUAAUUAGACGUAAAUUAGCUACAAAUUUGCUUCGAUUCUUUAUUUUUUACAAAAUAAAAAAUAUAAUCAAAUAUAUUUUUAAAUUUAUUUCAAAUUCUUAAAAAUUUAAAUAAUAUGAAUAAAUACGAAAAUAUUUUACAAAUAUUUAAGUUUCAAAUUUAUAAUACAAAACAAAAAGAAGGAAAAAAAACUAAGGGUUGUUGGUGUGGAGCUCGUCGAAGAACUCCUGACUCCUCCUCUGCACAUCUUCUUCAUUGUGGGAUGGUUCUGGAACGGGAUUUUGUGUCCCCAUCGCCGUCAACAUGGUCUCCAGCUGAGGAUUUCCAGCCGCUAUAACGUCUAAAUAAUCCUAAACUUAAGUCAUACGAGCUGUGAACGAAGACCGCGUCAAGUUCAACUCGGAAUGCAGCUAAGUGACUUCAUCAGCCCGUCUCUGACCAUAAGACGAUGUCGCUCUUGGGACAUUGUUGACGGAACCAAUCCCCAACGUAGGUCCCUUUUUCAUAGAGUCAGCGUUAAAAAAAAAGAUUAAUGUUAGUAAUAAAAAAUUAGUUUAAAUGAAUAAUAAUAAUAAAAUAAAAGAUUUAAAAUGUUUUACCUCCUUGUAAAUCUGAUCCACUUCAAGUGUGGAUAAUGUGACCGGUAUUCCAUCCGAGCAACCACCUCUUUAAGAUUUUCUCGAGCAACCACCUCUUUGUAUAUUUUCUCGGACCUAGAAUCUACAAAUUACCCAGCCUUGUUCUUGUGGAUCCUCUCGUAAAGAUCCUUAAGAGACGGGAGAACUCCCGUCUCUUUGGCCUAACAAACAUUUAAGAACUAAAAAUAUAUUAAAAAAAAAUUAAUUAAAAUAUUUACCAUUUCCAUACAGACACCAGCAUAGAGUUUUUGACCCGUAGUGUGAAGCAUCGGCCUGUUUCCCUGCUCAUCUUUCAUCAGACGGGAGGCGGAGCAACUGUUGGAGACUUUAAUGGACGAUGACAGGUUCCAAUAACGGAUGAGGCCAUCCCACACAGCCUUGGUGAGCUCAUCGGGUUUUCCCUGCUCAUAACCCUUCAAGAUCCAAUCAUCCUUCCAGUUGGAUACCGUGUCCAAUAAUCGAGCUUUCGCCUUCCCGAUAAACGCUUUCUUCACCCUCUUUUCACCCCUAUGAACCAAUGAUAUUUUUGCUGUAA
Messenger RNA from Brassica rapa (field mustard), 10746 nucleotides. Its product is annotated as proline-rich receptor-like protein kinase PERK10. NCBI's taxonomy places the organism in Eukaryota, Viridiplantae, Streptophyta, Magnoliopsida, Brassicales, Brassicaceae. The record is from RefSeq and is a predicted model, not a curated record.